This is a messenger RNA of Oncorhynchus masou masou (cherry salmon), 15705 nucleotides long. Its product is annotated as plexin-B3-like. The record is from RefSeq and is a predicted model, not a curated record. Lineage: Eukaryota; Metazoa; Chordata; Actinopteri; Salmoniformes; Salmonidae. Gene Ontology annotation, cellular component: plasma membrane; semaphorin receptor complex. Gene Ontology annotation, biological process: semaphorin-plexin signaling pathway involved in axon guidance; regulation of cell migration. Gene Ontology annotation, molecular function: protein binding; semaphorin receptor activity. Bases 371 to 6139 code for a protein of 1922 amino acids. The transcript has 37 exons.
ACAAACCCGAUAAAAGCCUUACUAGAAUUCAUGACUUCCCUUAUUUGAGACACCAUCUCACUCCCUUUGAAGAAGCGACGCUCACUUUUUACGUCCUGUCCUCUACGACGUGUUCCAGUUCCAACCCGACCGCAGCUCACCCUGAGUGUUCACUUGUCUUACCGGCGACAGACGCUCCUCUCCGGCAGAGAACCGCGCCGCAGCCCUCCCACCAAGCGACCCUGUUUCUGGGGGGCGGGGUCGACGGACGGUCGGUCAUUCAUCCGAUGUAAAUACGACAACGUUCAUGUCGCUGAGUGCGUUUUAUUUCUGAAAAGCUUUGGAUAAACCAGGCGCACCGUCAAUCUACGAGAGCAGGUAAGGGGGUGCCAUGCCAGCUGCUGUUCCCCCUCUGCUCCCCCUCUCCACCUGGUGGUGGUGUCUGGUACUGCUGCAGCUUCCUCAGGCCCUGACCCAGCCCCAGCUGGACCCUAACCCAGAGAAGGCCUCUCCCGCUGGGCAGGCCUUCCCUUACCUCUCCCUGGAUGGGUCUCCCCUCAACCACCUCCUACUGGACCCCAGGUCUGGUCAUCUGUACGUGGGGGCGGUCAACCAUCUCUACCAUCUGUCCCCUGACCUCCAGGUGCUGUCCUCCAGUCAGACUGGCCCCAAACUAGACAGUCCUGAAUGCCUGCCCCCCAUAGUCCCCAAGGACUGCCACACCGCCCGGGUCACCCCCAACACCAAUAAGAUCCUGCUCCUGGAGGAAGGCGUGGACGCGGUGGGGUCAGAGGUCGGGGCAAGGAGCCUGAUCGUGUGCGGGACAUUGUUCCAAGGUAUCUGUGACAAGAGGAGUCUGGGUAAUGUGUCCGAGGUGCUCUAUCAGACGUCUAACCCAGUGGACACGCAGUAUGUAGCCGCCAACGACGCCCGCGUCUCCACCGUGGGUGUGGUCUUGAACCAGAAGGGGGUGGGGCUGAUGCUAGUGGGGCGUGGCUACACUAGUAAAGGCCCCAGCGACAUCCCACCAAUCACAACGCGCCGUCUAUCCCCCAGUUCCUCCCCCUCCCGCCAGGCCUUCUCUCAAGACGAAGAACUAGGGAAGCUGGUUGUCGGGAGCUACUCCGAGUACAACAACAACUUCAUCUCAGCGUUUAACCACAGCGACCACGUCUACUUCCUGUUCUCGCGGAGGGAUAUGUGGCACAAGAAGGAGUACCGGACCUACGUUUCUCGUCUCUGCGCCUGGGACCGGAGCUUCUACUCCUACGUGGAGGUUCCGUUGGAAUGUUCCGGCGGUUACAAUCUCGCCCAGGGGGCUUCCCCCGCCGAACACCAGGGGCGGCCGGCGCUGUUCGUUGCCAUGGCGACGGGGCAGGCGUCGACGCCCACGGCGACGGGUCGCUCGGCGCUGUGCGUUUAUGGGAUGUCAGAGCUGGAUGCGUCGCUGCAGAGGGCCCAGGAGCUGUGUUAUACAGAGGGAGGAAGAGGAAGGAUGGGACAUGAGGAGGCAUACAUAGAGUAUGAGGUGUCGUCCAAGUGUCUACGGCUGCCCAAGGAUUCGUUAAAGGAGUACCCAUGUGGAGGGGAACACACCCCCAGCCCCAUCGCCUCUGCGGUUCCCCUGUCAGCCACCCCCUCUCUGACCAGGGAAACCCAGCUCACCGCUGUCACCACCGCGACCGAGGCCGGCCACACCAUCGCCCUGCUGGGGGACAAGAAGGGCUGGCUGCAUAAGGUAUUUCUCGAGCCUGACACAACAGGGACGUUGUAUCAGAGUGUAUUGGUGGACCAGGACAGUCCAGUCAACGCUGACCUACUACUGGACCAGUCUGGACAGAAUGUCUACGUCCUCACUGAUGGCAAGGUGUCCAAGGUGGCUGUAUCUCAGUGUGAACAGCAACCUGACUGCCAGUCCUGUCUGUCUGUCAGAGAUCCUUACUGUGGCUGGUGUGUCCUGGAGGGAAGAUGCACUCGACGACUGGAGUGUAGUCGUGAGGGCCAAGCCAACCACUGGCUGUGGAGCUACCAGCCUGCCGACCAGCCUGCCGACCAGCCUGCCAAUCAGUGUGUGACUGUCCAGAGCCUAAAGCCUGCCAUCCAGAGCAGAGAGGAGGCGACUCAGGUGUCUCUAACAGUGGUCCAGCUGCCCACCCUGUCAGAGGAGGAGUCUCUUUCCUGCUCCUUCGGAACCCUCCCCCCUCAGCCAGCCAUCGUCAAGGGAACCACCAUCACCUGUCAAUCACCCCUGCCGGAGCUCCUCCCACCCAGCCCACCAGGACGUGACCAUGUGUCCCUGCGUGUGUCUGUGAUGUUCAGAGACGUGACCAUCUCUAGCAGUGACAUCAUCUUCUACGACUGUCGAGCUGUGGGGCGACUCAACAUCACCUCCCCGUGUAUGGCGUGUGUGGGCAGUGUGUGGCCUUGUAGCUGGUGUGUCCUGGGUGGGCUGUGUACCCCCACCAACAACAGCUGUCCCAGGCAGCACACCAUACACAACUCACUGGAGGAGCAGUUGGAGCCGCGGGGUCCAGAAUCUUGUCCCUGUGUGUGGGCUCUACAGAGCUCUCCUCUGGUCCCCAUGGGCUUCCUGUCCCCUCUGACCCUACUGGGGAGGAACUUGGACAUGUUUCAGGGGGAGGAGCAGUACGUGUGUGUCGUGGUUGUGGAAGGGGAGGAGCUUAAGCUGAACGCCACUCUGGAGAAAGAUCCGGAAACCAUGACGUACACCUUCACCUGCUCUGCCCACAAGUUCCAGUACCCAGUGAACCAGUUGGAAUAUUCAGCUCCCAUCUAUCUACAGAGAGGCUCCCAUCACAUCGACUCUGCACCCAAUCUCAGACUGCAGCUAUAUGACUGUUCAGUGGGCCAGUCUGACUGUAGCCAGUGCAGAGCGGUGCCAUCAGAUUACGGCUGUGUCUGGUGUGGAGGAGAGUCACCUGGCUGUGUCUACCACCUGUCCUGUACCAGCUCACCUGGGCCAGAAGACACCUGCCCUCCGCCUCAGAUCAUACAGAUCCAGCCAGUGAGUGGUCCGGUGGAAGGGGGUGUGCUGGUGACCAUCCAUGGGUCUAACCUGGGAAUGCACUACCAGGACAUCCAGGGAGGGGUGACUGUAGCUGGGGUCAGCUGUCUGCCUCAGCCCCAUGGAUACCUCAUCUCUACCAGGAUAGUGUGCGAGCUCCAGCCCAGUGAACAGGAAACAGAGGGGCCAGUCAUCGUUACCGUGGGAGACUCAGAACCAGGACAGUCUCUGCAGACAUUCACCUACCAGGACCCCCAGUUGACUGCUAUAGUCCCUGAUAAGGGCCCUGUUUCAGGAGGGACCAGCCUGACAGUCCAGGGGACUCGGCUACUAACGGGACAGAGGAGGGACCUGACUGUAUACGUAGGACAACAACCCUGCUACAUUGUUGAGGAGGUGAAUGGGACUCACCUGGUAUGCAGGACCAGCCCCAGUAACCAGACAGCAGAGCUGACAGUGAGGGUGUUGUUUGGGAAGGCAGAGAGGAGCGUACCUGGGCAGGUGUUUCACUACAUGGAGGACCCUGUCGUCACCGCAGCAUGGCCUGCUGAGAGCUUCUAUGAGGGUGGGCGUAAUAUAAAGGUGAGUGGGCGUAACCUGGACGUGGUGCAACAGCCAAUGAUCUCUGUGCGGUUGGAGCACAUGGCGGAGAAGAUCCUGGUCAUGAGAAGGAGGAGGUACGCCAGACUGUUGGCCAAGAACCACCUACUAGUCUUCAACAGCACCGUGUCAAAGAAGCAGGAGCGUUGUAUGGUGGUCUCGUCCUUUGAGAUGACCUGUGUGACCCCGAGUGUGACCCAUGACUCCAAGGUCAUGGGGGUGUGGUUUGAGCUGGACAACGUUAAGGUGUCGUUUGAGAGCGUCGCGGGGAAGACGUUCUCUUACUACCCCAACCCCGAGCUGUUGGCUCUGAACAGAGAUGACCCAGACACACCCUACCGCUUCAAACCUGGAGGGGUCAUCGCUGUAGAGGGUAAGGACCUGACGCGUGCCAUGACUCGCGAUGAAGUGGUGGCCAGGUUAGGUGACCAGGAGUGUGAGGUGAAGACUCUAGACAGCACUCACCUGUACUGUGAACCACCUGAGAAACAACCAGACAGUCUAGGGAGCAACCAACUGCCCAGCCUGAGGGUGGUAAUGGGGAAGCUGAACGUAGACCUGGGUACAGUGCAGUAUGAUACAGAAGGCCUCUCACCUGUCCCUCUGGCUGCCCAGGUGGGUCUGGCUGCAGGGGCUGCUGUGGUGGUCCUAGUGGUGCUGGUCAUCAUCCUCAUGUACAGGAGGAAGAGCAAGCAGGCUCUGAGAGACUACAAGAAGGUUCUGGUUCAGCUGGAGACUCUGGAGAUCAAUGUGGGAGACCAGUGCAGGAAGGAGUUCACAGAUCUGAUGACAGAGAUGAUGGAUCUGAGUAGUGAUGUGGGUGGACCAGGUAUUCCUCUCCUGGACUAUAAGACGUAUGCAGAGCGCGUGUUCUUCCCCGGCCAGAGGGGGGCGCCCCUGAGUCAGAACCUGGACCUGCCAGAGUCCCGCAGACGGACAGUGGAACAGGGCCUGGGACAACUCAACAACCUCCUCAACAACAGACUGUUCCUUAUCAGGUUCAUCCACACCCUGGAGGCCCAGCAGAACUUCUCCCAGCGUGACCGUGGCUACGUGGCGUCUCUCCUGACCAUGGCCCUGCACGACAAGCUGGAGUACUUCACCGAUGUCAUGAAGACCUUACUGGGAGACCUGGUGCAGCAGUACGUUGCCAAGAACCCCAAACUCAUGCUGCGCAGGACGGAGACGGUGGUGGAGAAGAUGCUCACCAACUGGAUGUCCAUCUGUCUCUACUCCUUCCUCAAGGAGGUGGCUGGGGAGCCCCUGUAUAUGCUGUACAGAGCCAUCAAGUACCAGGUGGAUAAGGGACCAGUAGACGCUGUGACGGGGAAGGCCAAGCGCACCCUGAACGACAGCCAUCUCCUGAGAGAGGACAUCGACUACUGCUCUAUCACUCUGACGGUGAUGGUGAAGAGUGGUGUGGAGGUUCAGCCGUGUCCGGUCAAGGUGUUGGACACCGACACCAUCACACAGGUCAAAGACAAGAUCCUAGACCAGAUCUAUAAAGGAGCUCCCUUCUCACAGAGACCUGCUGCAGACUCACUAGACCUGGAAUGGCGAUCGGGACAGGCGGGUCACCUGACACUGUCAGACGAUGACGUCACAGCGAUCGUCCAGGGGCGCUGGAAGAAACUCAACACUCUGCAGCACUACAAGGUGCCAGACGGAGCUACAGUGGCUCUGAUCCCCAGAUCAGCUGUCGUCAUGGGGAUUCACCAGGUCUACCAGACUGGAGAGAAGACACCCAUGUUGGAGGGGGAGGGGGAGGAGGGGCUGAGGCUGUGGCACCUGGUGAAGUCCAACGAGGAACCAGAGAUCCCCAAACACAGGAAGAGCAGCAUGAGAGAGAGGGAGAGGGCCAAGGCCAUACCAGAGAUAUACCUGACACGACUACUGUCUAUGAAGGGGACGCUGCAGAAGUUUGUCGACGAUGUGUUUGUAGCCAUCCUCAACACCAAGCGCCCUCCUCCCAUCGCUGUGCGUUUCUUCUUUGACUUCCUGGAUGACAUGGCGGAGAAACACGGCAUCGACGACCCCGAGACCGUGCACAUCUGGAAGACCAACAGCCUGCCUCUGAGGUUCUGGGUCAACAUCCUGAAGAACCCUCAGUUUGUGUUUGAUGUCCAGGUGACCGAUAGCGUGGACGCCGUCCUCUCGGUCAUCGCGCAGACGUUCAUUGACUCCUGUACCACCUCCGAACACAAAGUCGGACGGGACUCUCCAGUGAACAAGUUGCUCUACGCCAGAGAGAUCCCCAGAUACAAACAGCUGGUUGAGAGGUAUUACAGUGAUAUCCACAGUGCAGCAUCUGGCUGUUACCAAGAGAUGAACUCUACUCUAACGGAGCUGUCUGGGAGUUUUGGAUCAGACAUGAACAGUCUGGUGGCUCUGCUUGAGUUGUAUAAGUACAUCAACAAAUACUACGACCAGAUCAUCACGGCCCUGGAGGAGGACGCAGCUGGACAGAAGAUGCAGCUGGCCUAUCGUCUACAGCAGGUCGCCGCCCUGGUGGAGAACAAGGUCACUGACCUCUAACCUCUCACUUCUGACCUGUGGCCUAUCGUCUACAGCAGGUCGCCGCCCUGGUGGAGAACAAGGUCACUGACCUCUAACCUCUCACUUCUGACCUGUGGCCUAUCGUCUACAGCAGGUCGCCGCCCUGGUGGAGAACAAGGUCACUGACCUCUAACCUCUCAAUUCUGACCUGUGACCUAUCGUCCCCAGCAGGUCGCUGCCCUGGUGGAGAACCACAGACUGACAGGGCUGCGUUCAGUAACACAGAACGUUACACCAGAUACAGCAGAGAACGCGGAACACUCAGAUCCACUUCCUCAUGUUUUUUUUUCUUUCUGGGAUCGGGACUCUUGGUCUGUUUAUUGCCCCCGCCCGCGGAGGGGGUGCCUCAGAGCGAAACAUCUCACUGGAAAAAUGUGUUCUGGUAGUUGUUUCCUCUCUCGCGUUAGAUAUUAUGGAGGAACCAAACCCAAUCGGGGAAAAGCAUGUGAGAAAGGAAACGCCCACUUACACAGAUCAUUUAAAUAAAAUGGCUGUAGUAAACUUAUCUUAUUUAUCCCCCAUAAAUGCUUUAUGUUACGUGUGUGUGUGUGUGUGUGUGUGUGUGUGUGUGUGUGUGUGUGUGUGUGUGUGUGUGUGUGUGUGUGUGUUUGUGUGCGUAUACAUGGUUCUGAAGUUGCUUCCAGAGGCUGUUUGGGAAUCGGUAGUGAGCGUUGCAUCCGAGGACAGAUGAUUUUGACGAGCUUCAGCACUUGGUGGUCCCGUUCUGUGAGCUUGUGUGGUCUACCACUUUGUGGCUGUGCCGUUGUUGCUCCUAGACGUUUCCACUUUACAAUAAACAGCACUUAACAGUUGACCCGGGCCGCUCUAGCAGGCAGAAAUGUGAUGAACAGAAUUGUUGGAAAGGUGGCAUCCUAUGACGGUCACAUGUUGAAAGUCACUGAGCUCUUCAGUAAGGCCAUUCUACUGCCAAUGUUUGUCUAUGGAGAUUGCAUGGCUGUGUGCUCGAUUUUAUACACCUACCAGCAACGGGUGUGGCUGAAAUGUAAUCCCCUAAUUUGAAGGGGUGUCCACAUACUGCUGUCUAUAUAUAUAUAUGGGUGUAGAGACGGGGUACGUUCCAGGGCGUCUGUAUUGCAGUGUUCACAUACUGCUGUCUAUAUAUAUAUAUAUAUGGGUGUAGAGACGGGGUACGUUCCAGGGCGUCUGUAUUGCAGUGUUCACAUACUGCUGUCUAUAUAUAUAUAUAUGGGUGUAGAGACGGGGUACGUUCCAGGGCGUCUGUAUUGCAGUGUCCACAUACUGCUGUCUAUAUAUGGGUGUAGAGACAGGGUACGUUCCAGGGCGUCUGUAUUGCAGUGUCCACAUACUGCUGUCUAUAUAUGGGUGUAGAGACAGGGUACGUUCCAGGGCGUCUGUAUUGCAGUGUCCACAUACUGCUGUCUAUAUAUAUAUGGGUGUAGAGACGGGGUACGUUCCAGGGUGUCUGUAUUGCAGUCAUGUUGCACAGAUGAUCACAUGUCACACCGCCUAUAUUAACCCCCUGAGCUGUUCAGGUCGAGUGCAACAUGGACGUUCUGUAACGAGCCCACAGUCUCGUCUUACCAGUCAGGUUGACCACUACAGCCACCGUUGGGGGGCCUCCACCCUGCAGCUCUCCAGACAAUCAGACUCUCUCAGUACUGUCUCUACAGAUGGACGGUCAAGUUCACUGUGUUUUGGUAUUUUUUUUUAAUGUAUUUUUUAUUAGCAAAACCUUCCUUUGUUAGCAGUAGUUUUAAACAUCUUUAUCUUUGAAUACCAGGAAAUACAAGCUCAAUUUCUGGCGAUGUUUUAAAAUGUUUUAUUUCUUUAAAAUGCCCCCCUUCCCCCAUGUCUUGUUGUUUUGAAAUCCUUUUUACGAUUACACACGGAAGGUUUUAAAGCACUCUAAUCUGUAUGUUCUGUGCUAUCUUGUAGCUGGCCACUGAACUCAACACAAGCUCUUUACUGCAGAACAGAGACAUGUUGUUGUUACACAUUUUCACCGGUGUUUCCCUUCUCUGUGGGGGUCUGAACCUAGCCUGAGUACCAGUCUGUUACAGCUCUGUGGGGGUCUGAACCUAGCCUGAGUACCAGUCUGUUACUGCUCUGUGGGGGUCUGAACCUAGCCUGAGUACCAGUCUGUUACUGCUCUGUGGGGGUCUGAAACUAGCCUGAGUACCAGUCUGUUACAGCUCUGUGGGGGUCUGAACCUAGCCUGAGUACCAGUCUGUUACAGCUCUGUGGGGGUCUGAACCUAGCCUGAGUACCAGUCUGUUACAGCUCUGUGGGGGUCUGAACCUAGCCUGAGUACCAGUCUGUUACAGCUCUGUGGGGGUCUGAACCUAGCCUGAGUACCAGUCUGUUACUGCUCUGUGGGGGUCUGAACCUAGCCUGAGUACCAGUCUGUUACUGCUCUGUGGGGGUCUGAACCUAGCCUGAGUACCAGUCUGUGGGGGUCUGAACCUAGCCUGAGUACCAGUCUGUUACUGCUCUGUGGGGGUCUGAACCUAGCCUGAGUACCACUCUGUUACAGCUCUGUGGGGGUCUGAACCUAGCCUGAGUACCAGUCUGUUACUGCUCUGUGGGGGUCUGAACCUAGCCUGAGUACCACUCUGUUACAGCUCUGUGGGGGUCUGAACCUAGCCUGAGUACCAGUCUGUUACUGCUCUGUGGGGGUCUGAACCUAGCCUGAGUACCAGUCUGUUACAGCUCUGUGGGGGUCUGAACCUAGCCUGAGUACCAGUCUGUUACAGCUCUGUGGGGGUCUGAACCUAGCCUGAGUACCAGUCUGUUACAGCUCUGUGGGGGUCUGAACCUAGCCUGAGUACCAGUCUGUUACAGCUCUGUGGGGGUCUGAACCUAGCCUGAGUACCAGUCUGUUACAUCUCUGUGGGGGUCUGAACCUAGCCUGAGUACCAGUCUGUUACAGCUCUGUGGGGGUCUGAACCUAGCCUGAGUACCAGUCUGUUACAGCUCUGUGGGGGUCUGAACCUAGCCUGAGUACCAGUCUGUUACUGCUCUGUGGGGGUCUGAACCUAGCCUGAGUACCAGUCUGUUACAGCUCUGUGGGGGUCUGAACCUAGCCUGAGUACCAGUCUGUUACAGCUCUGUGGGGGUCUGAACCUAGCCUGAGUACCAGUCUGUUACAGCUCUGUGGGGGUCUGAACCUAGCCUGAGUACCAGUCUGUUACUGCUCUGUGGGGGUCUGAACCUAGCCUGAGUACCAGUCUGUUACAGCUCUGUGGGGGUCUGAACCUAGCCUGAGUACCAGUCUGUUACAGCUCUGUGGGGGUCUGAACCUAGCCUGAGUACCAGUCUGUUACAUCUCUGUGGGGGUCUGAACCUAGCCUGAGUACCAGUCUGUUACAGCUCUGUGGGGGUCUGAACCUAGCCUGAGUACCAGUCUGUUACAGCUCUGUGGGGGUCUGAACCUAGCCUGAGUACCAGUCUGUUACUGCUCUGUGGGGGUCUGAACCUAGCCUGAGUACCAGUCUGUUACAGCUCUGUGGGGGUCUGAACCUAGCCUGAGUACCAGUCUGUUACUGCUCUGUGGGGGUCUGAACCUAGCCUGAGUACCAGUCUGUUACUGCUCUGUGGGGGUCUGAACCUAGCCUGAGUACCAGUCUGUGGGGGUCUGAACCUAGCCUGAGUACCAGUCUGUUACAGCUCUGUGGGGGUCUGAACCUAGCCUGAGUACCAGUCUGUGGGGGUCUGAACCUAGCCUGAGUACCAGUCUGUGGGGGUCUGAACCUAGCCUGAGUACCAGUCUGUUACAGCUCUGUUGCCAACACUUUAUUGAAUUGUAAUUUAUCUUUAAAGUGUUGUCUUGCCAAACAGGUGGAGAUGGAAAUGACAAUCAAUCCCUUCUAACACAACACUCUGGUUAAACCAUAAUACUGACAAAGUUAUACCAAAUUAACAGUUAGAUUACAACUAACUACUACUACUCUGGCCAAAUAGAUUUCACAACAGGCAGUGGACACUACAUGUACAGCAAUAAGUCUCACAGGUACCAACAAGGGAAAGGAAAGAGGAUUUAAGGUUGUAAACCGGCAACACCUGGUCUCGCCAGAAGUGGGGGCUGACGAGGAGUUGAGACGAAUUUGAGUCAUUUAAAAAAAGAAAAACAGCGUCUCGUUCUGUUGAACAGACCGUUUCUAUACAGUGUCAAUCGUAUUCUCUGUAAAUAGUGCUUAUUCAUACCAACCAGUGGCGGUCAGUAGAUGCCGUCCUCCCCUUUUUUUCUCUGAGGAGCCUCCACUGAUACCAACCAAAUGUGCCUUCUUCUUGUAAGUGUGUAGACGACUUAACUGUGUGGAAUUUUUUUGUUGUUGUUGAACUCGUUUGCCAAAUGAACUGACAGGACAAACUAGUUUUGAAUUUGUCCUGUGGAUUAUUAUUUUUUAAUUUUACCUUUAUUUUACUAGGCAAGUGAGCUAAGAACAAAUUCUUAUUUUCAAUGACGGUCUAGGAACAGUGGGUUAACUGGCCUAGGAACAGUGGGUUAACUGCUUGUUCAGGGGCAGAACGACAGAUUUGUACCUUGUCAGCUCAGGGGUUCUAACCACUAGGCUACCUGCCGCCUCUACACUCUAACCACUAGGCUACCUGCCGCCUCUACACUCUAACCACUAGGCUACCUGCCGCCUCUACACUCUAACCACUAGGCUACCUGCCUCCUCUACACUCUAACCACUAGGCUACCUGCCUCCUCUACACUCUAACCACUAGGCUACCUGCCUCCUCUACACUCUAACCACUAGGCUACCUGCCUUCUCUACACUCUAACCACUAGGCUACCUGCCACCUCUACACUCUAACCACUAGGCUGCCCUGCCCCCUCUACACUCUAACCACUAGGCUACCUGCCUCCUCUACACUCUAACCACUAGGCUACCUGCCGCCUCUACACUCUAACCACUAGGCUACACUGCCACCUCUACACUCUAACCACUAGGCUACCUGCCUCCUCUACACUCUAAUCACUAGACUACCUGCCUCCUCUACACUCUAACCACUAGGCUACACUGCCACCUCUACACUCUAACCACUAGGCUACCUGCCUCCUCUACACUCUAACCACUAGUCUACCUACUGCCCCUACACUCUAACCACUAGUCUACCUACCGCCCAUACACUCUAACCACUAGUCUACCUACUGCCCAUACACUCUAACCACUAGUCUACCUACUGCCCCUACACUCUAACCACUAGUCUACCUACCGCCCAUACACUCUAACCACUAGUCUACCUACUGCCCAUACACUCUAACCACUAGUCUACCUACUGCCCAUACACUCUAACCACCUGACUACCUACUGCCCCUACCCUCUAACCACUAGGCUACCUGCCGCCCAUACACUCUAACCACUAGGCUACCUACCGCCACUACACUCUAACCACUAGGCUACCUGCCACCUCUACACUCUAACCACUAGGCUACCUGCCUCCUCUACACUCUAACCACUAGGCUACCUGCCACCUCUACACUCUAACCACUAGGCUACCUGCCACCUCUACACUCUAACCACUAGGCUACCUGCCUCCUCUACACUCUAACCACUAGGCUACACUGCCACCUCUACACUCUAACCACUAGGCUACCUGCCUCCUCUACACUCUAACCACUAGACUACCUGCCGCCUCUACACUCUAACCACUAGGCUACCUGCCUCCUCUACACUCUAACCACUAGGCUACCUGCCACCUCUACACUCUAACCACUAGGCUACCUGCCUCCUCUACACUCUAACCACUAGGCUACCCUGCCGCCCCAAAAGACAACCAACCGCAAGGUAACUAAACUUCCGGGAACGUUCAAUACAUCCUCUGUUUUCCCCUGAUUGGAGGAUUCCUGGAGUCAGAAGGAACUGAAAACCCAGGAUUUAAACAGGGAGUGGUAGGGAUAGGGCCCUGGGAAUAGGGCCCUGGGAAUAGGGCCCUGGUCUCUGAGUGGUGGUCCAGUGUGAACGACUGCAGUCGCUCUGCAGAACAGCUGAACAACUCCUUGAUCUUUACAGUUACGGGUUAAAGAACAGCCAGAGUCGGGGAACUGUAAUCAGAUACGUUACCAGCAACAACUACCAAAAACAUGUAAUCGGAUUACAUAUACUUUUGGGGGAAAAAAUAGAUUACUUCUUGGAUUACUUUUUAAAUUCAGAAUGGGUGCUUUGUGGGAUAAAAAAGGGUGGGCAAGUUUGAUCCACGUGAGGAGAGUCUGACUACAAAACCACUAUAAUGACACACCAAAUGAUGACCACCAAUCGGAAGCCGCUAUGAUGAUGACACAUCAAAUGAUGACCACCAAUCAGAAGCCACUAUGAUGAUGACACACCAAAUGAUGACCACCAAUCGGAAGCCGCUAUGAUGAUGACACAUCAAAUGAUGACCACCAAUCGGAAGCCACUAUGAUGAUGACACAUCAAAUGAUGACCACCAAUCAGAAACCACUAUGAUGAUGACACAUCAAAUGAUGACCACCAAUCAGAAGCCACUAUGAUGAUGACACACCAAAUGAUGACCACCAAUCAGAAGCCGCUAUGAUGAUGACACACCAAAUGAUGACCACCAAUCAGAAGCCACUAUGAUGAUGACACAUCAAAUGAUGACCACCAAUCAGAAGCCACUAUGAUGAUGACACACCAAAUGAUGACCACCAAUCGGAAGCCGCUAUGAUGAUGACACACCAAAUGUGUUUGCCGGUUCCAUCUUGUCCUCUUCUAAUGCGUCUUAAGGGGAAAGUAAUCCAAAAGUAACUGAUUACAUUCAAUAAAGUAAUCCUACCCAACUCUGCUAACUGAAAUGGUACCUGUCGGUCUCCUCUGACCCCACACAUUCAGUAUCGCUGUUGUUACUAUGGUUACCCUUAAUGGUUCCAAACGGCCCCCUGUUCUCUGUAUACUGCGGAUCCCUAGAGUGCUCUCUCGUGGAUAGGAUGAAAAUAAUUUACCUAUUCUAUGGGCCCUGGUCUAAAGUAGUGUCCUAUAUAUAGGGGAUAGGGCCCUGGUCUAAAGUAGUGUCCUAUAUAUAGGGGAUAGGGCCCUGGUCUAAAGUAGUGUCCUAUAUAUAGGGAAUAGGGCCCUGGUCUAAAGUAGUGUCCUAUAUAUAGGGGAUAGGGCCCUGGUCUAAAGUAGUGUCCUAUGUAUAGGGGAUAGGGCCCUCGUCUAAAGUGGUGUCCUAUAUAUAGGGGAUAGGGCCCUGGUCUAAAGUAGUGUCCUAUAUAUAGGGGAUAGGGCCCUGGUCUAAAGUAGUGUCCUAUAUAUAGGGGAUAGGGCACUGGUCUAAAGUAGUGUCCUAUAUAUAGGGGAUAGGGCACUGGUCUAAAGUAGUGUCCUAUAUAGGGAAUAGGGUGCUUUGACACGUUGAUCAUUGACCUUUGACCCCGGGCUCCUGGUUUGAAGACGCCAACAUUUAGUUAGUGUACAUAGAGAUCAUUUAUGUAUUUAUUUGUUCUUGGGUUUGUAAAGUUAGUGUGUAGUUUAUAUCGUUGAAUGGUGAUAUUCAUUCAUUUUAACCCCUUAACACGUUGUCUUGUUCAUAUCCCAGCAUUUGUAGCUCAGUAUGUAUGGCUUGAUUUAAUGGCACCCUAUUCUCUAUAUAGUGCACUACUUUGGACCAGAAUAGUUGCACUAUAAAGCGAGCAGGGCACCAUUAGGCCCAAACACAGUGUGAUUUUAAAGGAGUUUUUCUGACUGCAGCAGCUGUAUGAAAUAUUUACAGGAUUUCUGGGAGUUGGAGUCAUGUUUAUUGUGUUGUCCCCCCCCUGUCUAACCCUUUGACACCUUACUAACACUCUGAUUGGAGCGUUUGGAGAGUUUUGAUUGGAGCAUUUAGAGAGUUUUGAUUGGAGCAUUUAGAGAGUUUUGAUUGGAGUGUUUAGAGAGUUUUGAUUGGAGCGUUUAGAGAGUUUUGAUUGGAGCGUUUAGAGAGUUUUGAUUGGAACAUUUAGAGAGUUUUGAUUGGAGCGUUUAGAGAGUUUUGAUUGGAGAAUUUAGAGAGUUUUGAUUGGAGCAUUUAGAGAGUUUUGAUUGGAGCGUUUAGAGAGUUUUGAUUGGAGCGUUUAGAGAGUUUUGAUUGGAGCAUUUAGAGAGUUUUGAUUGGAGCAUUUAGAGAGUUUUGAUUGGAGCGUUUAGAGAGUUUUGAUUGGAGCAUUUAAAAGGUCAAGUGUUCUGCCCUUAUCCUGUGGUCUGAUAUAACUGGCUCAUGAUCACUUCUGAAACUAUAGGGCACGUUCCAGGUCAACUGUAUUGAAGUCGAUGCAUUGCAUUAACCAACGGUUGUGUGCAGUCUGGUAUCGUAUUGGUAUAACGUGUGGUGGUUAACUAACAUGAUAAACACUGAUCCAGCUGUUAUGAAAUCUGGCAUGCAUCUGAAACGUAGUCAGCCUGGAACGCGUCCGUUCGUCUUCCUGUUCGUGAGUGUUGUGUUGCCUGUAUUUUUCUGAAGGUUCUCUGCAUGCGUGUGCUUUUUUUAAUCGUCUGGUCGUGUGUUUAUGAACGUCUAAUUCCUUAAGACUACAAUCAGAGCAGGAACGCACCAUAUCCCCUAUAUAGGGCACUACUUUUGACCAGAGUCCUAUAGGCCCUAGUCGAAAGUAGUGCACUAUGUAGGGGAUAGGGUGCCGUUGGGGAUGUUGCAGGUGUGUGUGUGUGUGUGUGUGUGUGUGUGUGUGUGUGUGUGUGUGUGUGUGUGUGUGUGUGUGUGUGUGUGUGUGUGUGUGUGUGUGUACAGAACAUAUAUGUUAGAAGGAAACAUGUUUGAAACUUCUGCAUGACAGUGACAAUUUUUGAUAAACUUCCUCUUUUAAAAAAAAAAAUAAUAAUUCUGAGAGGAUUUGAAGUACAGAUGAAACUAAACACUGAUUUGUGUCCUGACUCUGGGUGUUGACUCCCAAAUGGCACCCUAUUCCCUAUCUAGUGCACUACUUUUGACCAGAGUCCUAUGUGCUUCCCUAUGUGCCAUGGGUUGAACGUAGUACACUUUUCAAAGGGAACAGGGUCCAAUCAGCAUCCAGGAUCCGAACAACCAGUUGAACAACUGUUGUUAUUCUACUUGUACAGUUUGAUAUUCCUUCCUGUUCUGGGCCAUAAAACAAUAACACGUCUCCGUAUAAAAGCUCUGGACUGAGAGGAUCUCUGUCUAAUAAACUAUGGUGGUGUCCCAAAUGGGACCCUAUUCCCGGUCUAGUGCACUACUGUUGGCCUGAUCAGGCUACGGAAUAGGGUGCCAUAUUCAGUCUUUGAUUAACAACUAUCCAACUCAAACGUGACUCUAUACACAAGCAGUUGAAAGAGUGCUGGAAACCAGAGAGCUGGAAACCAGAGAGCUGGAAACCAGAGAGCUGGAAACCAGACUAAUGUAUUUGGUGAGUGUGUUGUUACCGUUUGAUACCAGAUGUGCUAUGUGUUUGUAAAUACAUUAUGAAGAGAAUCGUUUCUUUCUCAAUUUUGAUGGAAUUUAAAACUUUAUUGCUUACAAGAUUACAUUUUGGGAGCCAAAAUUAGUCUGUUAUCAAAUGAACAUUUGUAUGGGGAAAAAAAUAAAGUUAUAAUUUUAACAUUGAA